CAAUCGUUGCGAUUCAAACGGCAAUCUCAUGCGCAACACGGCGAGCCUCUUCACGCCGACGAGUACGCUCGAGUGCGCGCUGCGCAAGAAGUGCGUUCCGUGCUGUUACAAGAUCCUCGUCCAUGGCACGCCGGACAUGGAGCCCAACCAGCGCCCGGAGCUCUGCCCGCGCUCGGCCUUCGAGGUCCGCCCGUCGCCAGUCCUCCUGUCGCCGAGCAUGAGCACGCUCGUCGUGCAGGACCCGUCGCUCUCGUUUGCAUGGUCGAUUCGCUCGCAUGUGGCGUCGCUGCAUGUCAUGCUAGCCGAAGCCAAGGCGACGAUCUUCAAGACGUACCCCGAGACCUCGAAGCGCGUCAAGAAGCUCGACAACAAGGUCCAUUUCGAGUCGGCGAUGGCGGACGUAGGCGAUUUUGGCACGUUUGACUGUGUCAUUUGGAACUUCCCCAACGUCGACGACGCCGAAGUCUUCUUCGAGCACGUGCGCAUUACGGAGAACAAUGGCCAGAUCCACAUUUCGUGCCCGCUCGGCCAGAGCGCCGACUUUAUCGCGGCGGCUGCGGCGGCGGGCUUCAAGCACCUGGGCACGCUUGUCUUUGACCGAUGCUCGUUCCCGGGCUACAAGGUGUCGCUCGAGUGCGAGACGCUCGUCUUUACGACAAGCGCGGCGACAACGACGGUCGUCUUUGAUUCGUCGAUUGCGGUUGCUACCUGCGGCGAUUGGACGCCGGAGCAGUGGACGGCGGCGCCGACCAUCGUGCCCAUGACCCCGACUGUGCUCGCGAGCAUCGAAGCGCUUUUGUGCGACAAGAGCAACUUUCCCAAGAAGGAAAAGCCCGUCAAGAAAGCCAAGGCCGACGACGUCGACGACAGUGAGAUCGUGAGCAAGAUGAGCAAGAGAAAGGCGGCAGCGAAGAAGAAGAGAGACGAGGUCGAGGAGGACGAGGUCGAUUACGUCGAGAUGUACAACCUCAAGCCAAAGGGCAAGAAGCACAAGGUGCUCCGGAAGCUCGACUAUGAGUCCAACCAAGAGGGCAAGCUCCGCCCGACCAAGCGAAAGCUUCCCGUCCGAAUGGAAAACGGCAGAGCCAAGAUGGGCUGGUAAAGGCCAGUCCUCGAGGCUGCUCCACGGCGUCUCUGCAUACUCUGAAAUUCCAAUAUAAAAACUUGUACUAGCA
Saprolegnia diclina VS20 is the source of this 1175-nucleotide messenger RNA. RefSeq lists its product as hypothetical. Gene Ontology annotation, molecular function: rRNA (uridine-N3-)-methyltransferase activity. Bases 29 to 1102 code for a protein of 357 amino acids. Gene Ontology annotation, biological process: rRNA base methylation. The record is from RefSeq and is a predicted model, not a curated record. The transcript has a single exon. NCBI's taxonomy places the organism in Eukaryota, Oomycota, Saprolegniomycetes, Saprolegniales, Saprolegniaceae.